AUGAGGUUUCAGAGUCGACUCACCUACGACUCGCUCCAGUUUGAGGGCCUCAACAUCACUGUGGGAGAGCUGAAGCGGCGGAUCAUGAGGCGCGAGAGGCUGAAGUUCUGCCAGCUGAAGAUCAGCAAAGCCCAAACUGAUGAAGAAUACACAGAUGAUGAUGCUCUCAUCCCCAAAAACACAUCUGUCAUCAUCAGACGGGUCCCUGCGGCUGGACUGAAGUCCUCCAACAGAAGAUUUGUUGGACAUCAAGCUGGACCAUCAGCUAAAUCUUCUCAAACAGGUGAUUCUUCACUCCUCUCACUGGAGCAGCUGUUGAAGACUGAGAAUCUGGCUGAGGCAAAGGCAUCAGAGGAGGACAAGCUAAAAGCGGUGAUGUACCAGUCCAGUCUGUGCUACUACUCCAGCAGGGCAGCAGCUCUGCUCCGCACAAGCGCAUCAGGAGGAGCACAGGGAUUCCCCGCAGCUUCCUGUUGGAGGUGGACAACCCAAACCGAAAGGGAGUCAUGAUGGACGGCAGCGGCAAAUACGUCAUUCCCAUCAUAGACGCUGAGGCCUAUGCUGCUGAGAAGAAAAAGAGGUCAUCCUUCUCCUGCCAGACCAAGCCGCUGUCCUCCUCUUCCUCAGCUGGUGCAGCAUCUUCAGUCCAGGACGCCAGAGGGAAACGUUCCCGCUCCCCAUCUCCACCAGAGACGCACGGCGACCAGAAGAGACCACGUCACUGAGAGACCUUCACCCAAGAGACCUGGAGCCGACGUGAGCACAGUGUAUAUAUUGUACAUAGUUUAUGAAUAAAACUGAAUAAAGAUUAUAGCAGCA
This is a messenger RNA of Danio rerio (zebrafish), 819 nucleotides long. NCBI's taxonomy places the organism in Eukaryota, Metazoa, Chordata, Actinopteri, Cypriniformes, Danionidae. The record is from RefSeq and is a predicted model, not a curated record.